Messenger RNA from Prunus armeniaca (apricot), 669 nucleotides. NCBI's taxonomy places the organism in Eukaryota, Viridiplantae, Streptophyta, Magnoliopsida, Rosales, Rosaceae. The record is from the annotation of a GenBank genome assembly.
AUGGCGGUUCUUAGAACGACAACGAACAUGAUUCUCAGACACAUCCUUCAACCAUACCUGUCAUUUCCUCCAUCAAUCCGUACGACUCUGCUUCGCUCCUCCAAUGGAGGAAUCAGAAUCGGCAGUGUCCGGUGCGCCGCGUCGAAUUCGGGAAGUGGCGGGAACAAGGUGUCGGCUCGGCUCUCUCAGGUCAACCAGCUCUUGCAAGCAGCCGAGGAGCGAGCUCUCUCCGCUGACACCCAGCCCCCUCCUAAGAUCACUUUAGACCAUGUAACUGUGAGUUUUGCAAGAAGUGGGGGACCUGGAGGUCAGAAUGUCAACAAAGUGAAUACCAAGGUGGACAUGCGCUUCAAUGUACAAAAGGCGUAUUGGCUAAGCGAAUGGAUCAGGGAGAGGAUUUUGCAAAUGGAGAAGAAUCGGAUUAACAAGGAUGGGGAGCUUGUGAUUUCUUCAACAAAGACUCGAACACAAAAGGGUAACAUUGAAGAUGCUCUUGAAAAACUCCAGGCAAUCAUUGAUGCUGCUUCUUAUGUCCCACCUCCUCCCUCAGAAGAGCAAAAGAAGAAGAUUGCUAAAAUGGCUGCUAUUGGCGAACAAAAACGCCUUAAGAGCAAGAAGGUUCUUUCAGACAAAAAAUCAUUCAGAAGAAGUCGAGACAGUUGGGACUGA